Messenger RNA from Emiliania huxleyi CCMP1516, 780 nucleotides. RefSeq lists its product as hypothetical. NCBI's taxonomy places the organism in Eukaryota, Haptophyta, Isochrysidales, Noelaerhabdaceae. The transcript has a single exon. The record is from RefSeq and is a predicted model, not a curated record. The coding region runs from base 437 to 769 and encodes 110 amino acids.
CAAGGCUGUCGGCGACUGUGAGUCCUCGCUGCGCUCGACUGCCGCCCAGCCACCAUCAUGCCGGGCCUGAUCGCCAUCGUCAAGGCCGCGGCGGCGAGCACCGUGCUGCUGCUCCUGGCUGGCGAUGCAACCAUGGUUCUCAUGCGGGGCAAUGUGGAGUCGGCGCUCAGCCGCCAGAUCGCCUCCUUACAACAGGAGGUACGCGGCCUCCCGGCGGGCGGGAUGGGCAUGAGCAGCAGCCACCUGCGGCUGGGCCGGCUCAGGGCAGGCUCGGGUGGCGUGCGGCCAGCCGUGCUACCCUGAUGUGCGCUCUGAGGCUGCUCAAGCGCCAAACCGUACAUACUCCCUUUGUCCAGUGCCCAGACCGACGCGAUCCGCGGGCCACUAGCCGGUCCCACGGCUCGCAGCGACCCCGACGGCGGGGCGUUGCUGCCCCAUGAGUUGCCAGCACACACCGCACUGUCCCGCGGUUGCAACGCGGGUGGACCGCCAAGGAGCACGCCGAAGUGCCUUGCCCUUGAUAGUCCUUCCCGUAGAGAGGCGAGGGAGGAGCCGCACCGCCUGUAGCAGGCUGGCUAGCGGACCACUCUGUCAGUCCAACGCUACGCGUGUGUCGGUGCCGUCGUCUGCCUUGCCGGCCGACCGGCGCCGAGUGUCUCCUGUGUCGAAGCACACUCCAACACGACGAUGUCACUGUUUGUCACUCUCGCCAGACGCUUCGUCUGCAUCGCGUGUGAGGUGCGUGUGUACUUUUUCAACGAAAAGGUGAUUGCCCAAAGA